CGACGUGGGAGGAGAUCCAGGUGGUGGUCGAGAUUCCGCAAACAGACAUAGGCUACAUCAAAUAGGCCUACACCAAAACGUCUUUGAACUGGAGUUUGGCGCUGCAUAAAGUCGCUUGCCUAAAAAGCUGUUUUCAUGGAAAGGCUCCAAGAUCUGUUGUAGUAACCACAGCGGUGGCUCUUACUUGCGAUCUCUCGAGAAACGGGAAAAAAAGUUUGACAGAACGAACUCUUCGCUGCGUUUUGAUGUGCGCGCGUCCAGAUUGAUUAAAGAGAAAUUUGGAAAGAUGUUCAAGAAAAGCAAAAGCAAAGUGUUGGUGGACUAUGUGUCGGAGGAGGACGAAAUAUCCUGGCAUCAUCAACACACUUACAAGGAUAAGGACCCAGAGGGGGAGGACGAGGAAGAGGCAGUGAGCCCUGUAUCCAAGGAGGUGAAAGUGAAGAAAGUCAAGUCCAAGAAGGAGAGGAGGGAUAAGAAGAUGUUUUCUUCUCAGGAUGAUGAGCACUUCCUACUGACAGGGGUCACACUGGCCGACCGCAGAGGGUCCCACAAGAAGAACAAGGAGGAAGGGAAGGAGAAGAACAAGCCAAUCACAGAGAAGGGCCACUGCUUCUGGGACAGCGUCACCAUGACGAUGAGGCAGAUCACGCCCACCAGGAAACUGGACAAGCUGGAGGGCUGGGAGCCGCCGCAGUUGCCCGACCAAACCGAGACACCCACCGAGGAGGCAAUGGAGGAUCAGAGUGGGACCAGGGACUCGCCUGUGUCCUUCCCCCAGGCCCUGGGGCUCCCGCUGGGGCUGCCCUCCUGGACAGGUCUGGGUCUAGAGGAAGACUCGUCGCACUACGCCAACCUGUCAGAAUCACGGGAUUCCACGGCCGUCAGGUGGACAGCCCGCGCCAAAGGCAAGCUGGCCGGAAUCAGGAGGCGGAGCCGAGGGAGUGUUUCGGAGACAUGGGAGGGGUUUAAAUAAAAGCUUUACCCCUUACCUGCCAGCAAUCCCUGCCCCUCACCUCAUUCCUCAAAUUAAAAGGAGGGAAAAAGACAUGCCUGUCUGUCUCUGUGCUGCAUAAAGAACUGAUUUUGUAUUCCUCCAUUGACAUUCUGAGUGCAGUCCUGACUUUUCCGUACAGCAUGAUGAACACAGCCCAUAUAUCCCUGACUGUUCACUCCACAACAUAGCAGAUGAACUUACAAAGCAGACAAGGUCACUAAAAUCUAUUAUUAUUGACUUUGUGUUGAAACUGUGGUGUUUUAAUGCUGCAGGGACAUUGAGCCUGGGAACACAUUAUGCUAGGUUGAUCUUAGUGGACUGGUUUGGCAGUGUAGAGAAAAGGGUCACCAUCUUGAAAAGGAUGUCAUAGAUAAGAGGUUGGAAAGUAAAAAAGAAAACACAUGAAGGCCUUACGCUACCUUAAACUGUGCUAUCCACUGGCCUUUGACCAUUUUAUAUUAUCAAGCCAAGAGAAUGAUUUCCAAAGGAGAUUUUGUUUUGUAACAUAGGCAUUCAUGUUUUAUGCUAGAGUGUAGUUUGAGAACAAGACCAACUAUGCUACUGUAGGCCUUAUUUAAUGAUACGUUUUCCAUGUUGUUUGCCCUCCCUAGCCCUGCAGUAAAUGUCUACUGGGAGAGGAAUGUGCCAGAAGUCUUAGCUCCUAAUAAGCAUAGCUAAAAGGCUUAAAAUGCUUUGUCCAAUAAUGUGUAAUAAGCCUUCCAGGCUCUGAACCAUAAGUGCAAAUGUGCGUUAGCGAAUAUAGGCUGCUGAAUCUGGAGUAUUGUUAAUGAAUGAUAUGAUCUAAAUGUUGUUACAAGCCCAGCAGAUGGCGCUCCGUUGGAGUGUCAUGAAUACUGUACAUUCAAAUCUAAUGAUAAGAAACAUUUUCCAUGCAAUAAGAGGACUGAGCGCCAUUUUCUGCAUGCAGUCUGUGUGCUGUUUCCCCGAUUAGACAAAAAGCCGUGAUGUGCCUUUCUCUACAGUAUGUGUUGUGGCAUGCUUCUCUGCUCACCAUAUUGGAAUAGACUACUACUAGACCAAGCUCACCAUGAGGAUCAAAUAAUGUGAUGGGCAAUCCCAGCAUGCAUCACUGCUGCAUCCCUCCCUGGUUUUGACUAAAUGGUUUUCAGCUACGGACAGAUUUGACUUUUUGUAGCAGGCUAGGAGAACUCACACAGCAGGUUAGGAUAAUUAGGUUAAGGUUAGGAAAAGGGUUAGGGUUAGCUAAAAUGCAAAAACUCCCGGCACGACUAGAACAUACAACUAGAACAUACAACUAGAACAUACGACUAGAAAAUAUACCAUCUAGUAUACCAUCUAGCCACACCCCUCCCUUCUCAUUCAUGGCCAGGAGAAACUUCCUGUAUUCCAGUUUUCAUGGUUUCCAACAAUUUUGCCAGCAGCCGAGGUGCUUUUGGGACUGUGACAGAAACUAAUUCAACAGACAUUGUUAACAUGAGAUCUGCUGUUGUAUGUGCCUGUGUAAAUGUGUGUUGGUGCUUUAAUAAGAUAGCAGUGAGUUAUUGAAGAAUCAUUUUAUUUCAUUUUCAUAGCAAAAACACUGAUUGUUUUGUGUGUGAUUGCAAUUGUAUAUUUUAAUUCCAAACAGAAUCAGGCUUUCCACUUGUAGGUGGUUCGACUUGGACAAUCCUUUCAUUUAAAUAUGUGCCUUUAUUUUCAAAUCUACUUAGUCCCUUCUUCCACAGCCACGUUUGUGCACAGAUAUGGGUUCCUUGCCACGAUGGCUGUUAAGAGCUUCUGUAUUUACUAAAAAGAAGGGUCACAUUUGUUCAGAAGAAUAAAGACCUGCCCUGCCUGGAUUGUUUGGAUCUGCUUAUUUCAACAAGGUGUCGUUGUGUUCACUCCUAGGUAAAUGCAUGGUCAGAUUUACUGUGUCGGACUUCAACAACGGAAUAGUUUACAAUGUGGAGAAACAUGCAGGAACACUCUCCUUCAUACAGCCUAGCCGCUUGCUAGCCAACUAGCUUACAUUGGCUGUCAUGACUGUUUAGGACUCCUGUUAUGAAUGCUCUAUGCAUGGCCUUAACCUCAGACGGAGGGUUCAUGUGAAUGUUGCCGAACAUACUCUGCUCAGUCUCCUGUGAUCUGCAUGGGUGUUAAGGCUCCAUGUCAUAUUGUAGUGGAUUUUAUAAGGACAAAGGUCAGAUGAUUCCCAUAGCAACCACAGCCAUGAAUGCCUUUAUUAUAAUUAGUUCGCUUCCAUCACAGGAAAUUAAUGAUUAUACCAACAACAGUAGCCAACUAUAAGUUACAUCUCAGUUGGAAUGUCAAAGCAAUAUUACAACCCCCCCCAUAAAGUCAUGUUCCCAUUUCAUUACUGUCUACUUGAAAGUUCUGACAAAAGGUGUAUCGUAAAAAGUCAUUGUUACAG
This is a messenger RNA of Oncorhynchus mykiss (rainbow trout), 3386 nucleotides long. RefSeq names its product testis development-related protein. The record is from RefSeq and is a predicted model, not a curated record. Gene Ontology annotation, biological process: spermatogenesis. NCBI's taxonomy places the organism in Eukaryota, Metazoa, Chordata, Actinopteri, Salmoniformes, Salmonidae. Gene Ontology annotation, cellular component: cytosol; nucleus.